This is a messenger RNA of Myripristis murdjan (pinecone soldierfish), 1134 nucleotides long. RefSeq names its product actin related protein 2/3 complex, subunit 4 (gene arpc4). Gene Ontology annotation, biological process: actin filament polymerization; Arp2/3 complex-mediated actin nucleation. The transcript is spliced from 6 exons. The record is from RefSeq and is a predicted model, not a curated record. Gene Ontology annotation, cellular component: actin cytoskeleton; Arp2/3 protein complex. Gene Ontology annotation, molecular function: actin filament binding. Bases 85 to 591 code for a protein of 168 amino acids. Lineage: Eukaryota; Metazoa; Chordata; Actinopteri; Holocentriformes; Holocentridae.
GCUCGGUUCCGGUAUGUUCGCGGAAAAGCUCCGACAAGUGCAGUUACUUCCGUCUUUAGCCGCCUCUCCGCCGCACACACAGAAAUGACGGCAACCUUGCGCCCGUAUCUCAACGCCGUGCGUGCCACCCUGCAGGCCGCCCUCUGCCUGGAGAACUUCUCCUCCCAAGUGGUGGAGCGACACAACAAGCCGGAGGUGGAAGUACGGAGUAGUAAAGAAUUGCUUCUCCAACCUGUUAUCAUCAGCCGUAAUGACAAGGAGAAGGUCCUGAUCGAGGGCUCCAUCAAUUCUGUCAGAGUCAGCAUUGCUGUCAAACAGGCGGAUGAGAUUGAGAAGAUCCUGUGCCAUAAAUUCAUGCGCUUCAUGAUGAUGAGAGCAGAGAACUUUUUCAUCCUCAGGAGGAAACCUGUGGAGGGCUAUGACAUCAGUUUUCUAAUCACCAACUUCCACACAGAGCAGAUGUACAAGCACAAGUUGGUGGAUUUUGUCAUUCAUUUCAUGGAGGAAAUUGACAAGGAGAUUAGUGAGAUGAAGCUGUCCGUCAAUGCUAGGGCCCGAAUUGUUGCCGAGGAGUUUCUCAAAAAUUUCUGAGAGAGAUUUCCUUCGCAUACGUUCCUUUUGCUGAUCUUGGCCGUCACUGUGGAGAGUUCACAUCGCAGGGCAGAGAGAUGAGAGAGCAUAUUAUGAGCAGAGAGAAGCUGAAACAUAAAAAGUAAAGCUGUACUGACCCACGGGGCUUUUGCCCUUCAUCAUUAAGGUGUCCCUGUGCUCAGGAAUAUUGGUGUCUGUACAUAAUGACUGUUGACAGCCUUCAUUUCAUUUCUGCCUGUAGAAGAAAAUCAUGGCAGGUCCUUUGUAGUGAAGUCGCAAAUCAAUAUUAACGAGCACAGGGCAACAUGGAGAAUUUUUCAGAUAAUUUAAACAUUUGUUUUUGUUUUUGUUUUUUUAAAUGAUAAAUAUAUGCACAUAAAAUUAAUUUUUGCUAUGUUUUUGUUACGACAGACCUUAAACCACGAGGGCAAUGAAUUGGUGCACGUUUCAUGUCUUAGUACACAGAGUAGACCCUAUUGUAGAUGGAAAAUAAUUAUAAGUGCUGGCAGUGGAGAUAAAUAAAAACCUUAUUGCUUGUUUUUA